CACACCGAAAUGUGUUGUUGUUCCCAUAGUUUAGAAACGAGUUGAUUUGAAAAAGAGUUUUAUUUGUAUUUAACUAAAUCCUUCUUAAGUUCUAAAGCAGAACCAAUUUAGUUCGAAGCACCAUCAGUCUUUAGGUACUUGCGUAUCAACAGCGCGUGUUGAUAGCUUUUUAGUUUCACAAAAUCUAGGAUUCAAAAAGUUCAAGACGCGAUGAAACGAGAAUAUAGAAAGCGGGCUGCAAAGCGGAAAUCUUUGGAAGCCCUGAAAACCCAAGUCUGGAAUGAAAACACGACAGAAACUGCAGUCGAAACUUCAGAAGCUACAAGUGUUGUUGGUUCAAAGUCAAGUGAAACGUCGAUAAACGAAAACGAAGUCACAGACAAAGGCGCGGCUCCUGAAAACAGUGAUGCACAAAACGAGAUCAAAACAGCUGGGAAAGUGCAUGAAGAUACAAUUGAAACCGGGAAAGGAAACACCGAUACGAACGAGUCUAAUACUUCGGAGACUGCUGUUGUUUUAAAAGAUGAAAACUUGCAGGAAAGAGUAAAUGAUACUUUGGAAAACGGGACGAAAGUCCCACAAACAGCAAGUUUAAACUCGGAAAACCAAGCAGAAGAUUUCCAGCGACACCCUGCGGAAAACAGCUCGACGAAAGAUUCGGCAGCUUCGUUUAUUGAACAACAAGCUCUGGCCUCUGCCGCAAAUGAGGCAGCAGUAAGGUUUUAUUCCAGUUUAAAUUUGCUGGCAACGCGUGCUUUCUUCAACGUAAAACAGGAACCGAUGGAUCUUCCUUUAGCAGAUAAACUCAUGUCGUCGUUUAACACUGCUGGCUAUUUCGGAGCAACACCUGACGCCCUUAUGGGUAGGGAUCUUCGAUCGCUAGGUGGAGAUAGCAACUUCCUGAGCGCUGCUUACCGAUCGCCGUUGGGUAUGGCACGCCCACCAGCGGAAUUAUCUCCCGACACUUUUGCUGAUCAGUUACGUCAUAAUGAUUCCGCAAGCAUGGUCGUAUGUAGACCUCAUACGGGCAAGACGAUGCAGAAUCCAUUUCACGCUUCUCUGGAGAGCCCACCAGGCAACAGCGGGCGAUCGAACACCUUACAGCAGAACCAUCAAUCCUCUACCAGUCUCCACCAUUUUGUAACUCGCUACACGAUCGAAAAACCGGACGACCCGUCUCGACUUGGCGUCGAAAUUUGCCUGGAGCAUAGCACUACUAACGAACCUGUUAUAGAAGUGGAAUGUGGUGGCAACAAAGGCAUGUUAUACGUCACCAAGCUAUGCCAGGGGAGCAAAGGUCAAUCUAUUCUCUUUAACGACGAAUGGCUUACUCCAAACGAAUUCCAAUUUAUCAGCGGACGUGAGACGGCAAAGGACUGGAAACGUAGCAUCCGGCAUUGUGGAAAAAGUCUAAAGACACUGAUGUCAAAAGGCAUUUUACAAGUUCAUCCUCCAGUAUGUGAAUGCGACUACUGUAAAGGACACGGGCCAGCCGUUGUGGAAAAACCAGGGAAAAAGCGGCCAGUAGGCUCGGGUUCGGCUGACAUUGUUCGGCGAAAUUCUAUGUCCGAAAACACAGCCGCUUCUACAGGUUCAUCUACCCCGUCUUCCACCGAUUCAAAUAAAGUUUUCGGAAUGCCAGACACACACGGCCCUACCACCAUUCAUAAAGGGAGAGAGGGCGGACUAAAUUCCAUCAUCUCUCAACUCCACAACAAAAAGGCUAUUUGCGGAAAUGACGUCACUGCUGGGACCGAAUCUCUUGAUCUGAGCGUUCGGUGUUCUUCCUCUACGUCACCGAAUGGCGAUUGUGAAAGAAAAAGACAACACCGACCAAGCAACAGUCAGAGUGAAAGCCCUCCAAUGAAAAGAAGACACUCGGACGACGACGAUGCUUUUCCAGUGCCCAACGGUAGGGAUAAUGAGCAUAAUGUAAGAGACAAAGACAGGGAAAGUUCUUCUGCUGAACCACUUUGCCUCGCCUCGCACGGAUCUUCUAAGAAGGAAAAAACGCACUCCAAUAAAACAAGCAAAAAAGAAAACGAUGUAAUAUUCGACCCUCGUCGCAUCGGAUCUAACGACCACAAUAAGUCGCCUAACGGAAGAAAUCAUUAUCCAGACUUCAACGAUUGUGCAUCGAACGGUUACCGACCAAACUUGGGCUUUGCUGAAUACGCUUUGUUUGACGCUAUGAAACGCGCAGUUGCGAGUGUCUCUGGUGGAUCCUACCCUGACAGUGUUAGUACCCCACCUCCUAACAGAAGAGACGUAUCUUCACCUAACAGAGGCUACAUCAAUCUUGACUCUACGUCACCACGGGGUCUUACAUCUCAAAAUUACCCGCAAUCCCGAAACCAACAGCCUAUGAUGGAACUAGUGUCUCCCCACCGUAAGAAUGGGACGUCUCGAGAAUCCUAUGGUUUCGGCAACUCGGUCGACUCUCGGUUACGAAACGGAGGCCUCUUCGACGCACCGUUGCCAAGUAACAAAGCGCCUGUUACGGUUCUACACCAUCGGCCCAACUCCUAUAGCCCCCACAGAAGUAACCCUUCCCAUACCCACCAUUACUAUGGCAUGCCACCACCUUCAAGCAGUCGCCACUCACCCGAUGGUAGGGGGGCUCGAACCCCGCGUAGGGAAGUUCCCUUUUCCGCUCCUGCCCGUUUUGAUCGGAAGACGAACACUCCAAUAAAAAAGACCCCGGAUCAUCAGAGGUCUCGUCUUCACGGAAGAUCGGAUGCGAGAGGAACAAAGAUGUUAGAUCUUCAGAAUCAUGCUAUACCAAUGAUGUCGCUGACAUACAGCAACAAAAAGGCUUCUCGUGGACGUCAAUCUGAUUCUAGUCCGCCUCAAUUCUCUACUGGAUCUGCAACUUCAAAUGCAGGCAAAUGCGUUUACAGCGACGAUGAAGUAGCUCGUACAAGCGACCUCAACAGACGCCUAAGUUCCAGCGCACCCCCUAUAUCCCUGCCAAGCUCAAAAUCUAGGAAAUUUUACACGGACGAAAAUAAUAAUCGUUCAUCUGAUGAUCAGCCGUCUUCUCGACAAUAUGUUUUCGGAGGUGGUAAAAGAGCAAAGUCCUCUUCUCCAGGAUCUCCGUCCGAUGCUCCCUUUUUCUGCGAUGAUCGCCGCAGCCAAGAUCCAGUUGAUCCGUGUGGAUUUUCUUGCGGAGCUGCAUGUCAAAAUUCUUUCCAAGAGCUGCGCUUACGGGAGCUCUCUUGCGCUAUCGAUCAAAUGGCAGAACUGUCGGUAGAUGGCGUGUGCGAGAUGCUUGAAGAGAUAGGCUGCGGGGAGUAUCAAGAAGUGUUUCGAAAGAAUUGUAUUUCUGGCGAUGCCUUACCGCUGCUGGCGGAGCACCAUCUUGUCGAAAUGAUGGGCUUAAAGCUUGGUCAUGCCCUGAAGAUUAUUGCCCAGAUACACCGUCGCCUAGGAAACCAUUGUUUCCUGAUGACCAAUCAGCUUCCUGCGUUUCGCCAUGCCUCCCCAAUCGAUUACCUCUGCCUCAGAAAGCAAGCGGCGACACCGAACGGACAGUCGGAUAACAUUACAACGCCGGCAAGAGUCGCUAAAGAGGCUGAAAUUAAAAAGGUUGCAGAAAACGAAAAAGUUCCCGAAAAUACUACUGCGGAAUGAUUUUAUUCUGUUGUUGAGGCAUGUUCGACUUUAGAACUUUAAUAUAUCUUGCUAAGAACCUGUAUUCCACACUGGAAAAAUCCAGUUGUCUAGCUAUUUUGUCAAAUUAAUUUCAUUAUAUAUUUGGGCCACUUAAAAGUAGAAAUUUAUAUCUUACCUCAUGCUUUAAGUGGCUGCGUGUAAUUCUGUUUAAAAUGUUGUAAAUGUUAAUUUAUAAUGUGGCACAAGACACGCAUAUUUCCACAUAUAUAGCUUACUGUGAAAGCGAAUCUUCCAUUUCGUAUUAUAAAGACACGGACCGUCACCGUUUCUUCACAAUUUUGUUUCUUCAUUUUUAUUUUUCUUCACUCCUAGCCCUACCAAUAUAACAUACCCACGUUAUAUUGCUGCCUUACUGGGCAAAUGUAACCAAAUCCCUAAUACGUUCUCACUGCGGGGUAACUUUUUUAGGUUACAAUUCAUAUCCAUUAAGCCUAUUUUGUAAAUACGACUUACAUACCCAGGAAUACUCUUCAUUUGUUUAUUAUCAGUUCGCUUUGAAAGUUGUUUACGUUGUGCAAUGUUUUCUUUAUUUUUCACGCGUUCCUUUUGUGAUCUUCAUUCAUUUGAGAAUAAAAUUUUCAAAUUUGUAAACUAA
Messenger RNA from Ciona intestinalis (vase tunicate), 4270 nucleotides. The record is from RefSeq and is a predicted model, not a curated record. Lineage: Eukaryota; Metazoa; Chordata; Ascidiacea; Phlebobranchia; Cionidae.